AUGAUCUUGACGUCACUCUUCCUGCUGCUGCUUGAAUUGACGAUUGCUCCCUGUUGUGGAGGCGCGCUUGCCACGCGAAUUCCACAUCGCCUGUGCGUGCGCCUCGCCAGACGAGGAGGUGAGAAGGACCUGGAGGCAGCCCCGCGCGGCCCCGGAGAAGCGGUUGCGGCCGAAGAGGCCAGCGCAUGCGGCAGCCUCUCAGGCCAGCCGGCGGGUGGCCGACGGAGUGCGGGCACCCCCCGCGGCGGCGAGACGCGGCCCGCGCGGAGUCCGCCGGGCGGGUGGCCGCCCAGGCCGUGGUCCCGAGGCGGCGCAGCGGCUUGCGGGCCUGUCUUUUUCUCGCGCCCGAGCGGCGUCCAACGACCUGGCG
Prorocentrum cordatum is the source of this 370-nucleotide messenger RNA. The record is from the annotation of a GenBank genome assembly. Lineage: Eukaryota; Dinophyceae; Prorocentrales; Prorocentraceae.